Messenger RNA from Aspergillus oryzae RIB40, 1350 nucleotides. Its product is annotated as oxygenase MpaB family protein. NCBI's taxonomy places the organism in Eukaryota, Fungi, Ascomycota, Eurotiomycetes, Eurotiales, Aspergillaceae. The coding region runs from base 1 to 1350 and encodes 449 amino acids. The transcript is spliced from 4 exons. Gene Ontology annotation, molecular function: oxidoreductase activity. The record is from RefSeq and is a predicted model, not a curated record.
AUGGCCCAACAGAGGAGCACGAAUGCGAAAAUUUGCAAAUGCUGGGGCUAUACUUUUGAAUGGAUCGACGGCCUUCACUCUUCAGUGGAGCAGUUACACUCCAUCAUGCUCAACUAUGACAAACUCGUAGAUGAGUGCCUGGAUCGCCUGGAUGAGAUCUCACCCCCAGGUAGUGCCCGUACAGAGAGCACGGGGAGCACUGACAUUAAAACACCGAAGAGAGACCUCUACUCCCUGCUGGAGAAGCACGCAAAAGACGAUCCAAAACUCGACGAACUGUGGUCUGAGAUCAACACCGUCCCAGAUUGGGUCGAUUGGGAGCAGAUCAAACGGGGGCAAGAAGUGUUCUUCCGCUAUGGAACACCAAUUCUUAAUGUACUCGGCUUUCAAAGCCUCCUCGGCGGCAUGGGUUCCCCCCGAGUUGUUGAGACCUUGGCCCGAACCGGAGGUUUCUCGGCGGACGUUGUACGGCGCAGGCUGCUAGAAACUCUGCAACACAUUCUCCAGGUGUCCUUAUCCUUGGACUCGAUCAAGCCAGGAGGUAAAGGUCAUGUCUCCUCCGUUCGCGUCCGGUUGCUACAUGCGUCGGUCCGUCGGAGAGUGCUAAGCCUGGUCAAGAAUAGACCCGAGUACUACGACAUCAAGAAAUACGGAAUUCCUAUCAACGACCUGGAUUGCAUUGCAACUAUCCACACGUUCUCAACGAGCGUGGUCUUCCUUGGGCUUCCACGACAAGGUAUCUUCCUAAGGAACCAGGAAAUUGAGGACUAUAUUGCCCUUUGGAGACUUGUCGCGUUUUACAUGGGCACACCAACCGACUGCUUCGAGACAACGGCUCAGGCACGAGCGAUGAUGGAGUCGCUUUCCGUGUCUGAAAUAGACCCAACCGAUACCGGCAGGAUACUGGCGCAGAACAUUAUUCUUGGUCUUGAGUACACAGCCCCCACAUAUGCGUCAAAGGAAUACCUCGAGGCUAUGGCGAGAAAACUCAACGGUGACGAGCUAUCUGAUAGUCUUAACCUUCCGCGUCCCUCUUUAUACUACCAAGCACUGGUGUAUGGACAAUGUAUCCUGGUCAUGGCUGCAUGCUAUGGACUUCGAGUGUUUCCGAUGCUCGAUCAAGCUAUCAUUGAGCCGCACAACACGUUUAGGGAAACGCAGGGUGUCCCAACCAGCAUGGUUCGGUGUAGAGACUCUGGGACAGCUAGGUCUUCUCACUGCGUUCCUUGCUGGAGUGGCCCUGUUUUGCGGGUCUAUCUCUGGAAUCAAACUGCUAGCCCCAAUUGUUGUUCCGGCUGCAUUCGUCCCAGAUGUUUAUUGAAAGAAACGAUCUGGCCAAGUUUUGUCUAG